Capra hircus (goat) is the source of this 2650-nucleotide messenger RNA. It is a transcript of the gene UBE2D3, whose product is annotated as ubiquitin conjugating enzyme E2 D3. NCBI's taxonomy places the organism in Eukaryota, Metazoa, Chordata, Mammalia, Artiodactyla, Bovidae. The record is from RefSeq and is a predicted model, not a curated record. Gene Ontology annotation, molecular function: ubiquitin conjugating enzyme activity. Gene Ontology annotation, cellular component: nucleus. Gene Ontology annotation, biological process: ubiquitin-dependent protein catabolic process; protein K11-linked ubiquitination. The transcript is spliced from 8 exons. The coding region runs from base 455 to 898 and encodes 147 amino acids.
GGGCGUGGGGCGCGACCGCGCAGCUGCCGUUUCCAUUACCUUCCUGCCAUGGUCUCCUUCCGGUUCUCGAUGCUUCUCUGAGUCUGAGGGUUUCCGCCGGUCGUCUACCCUUCCCCCCCAGCCCAUGACCCGCCUCCGGCCCCCGCCCUCCAAGUCCAACCUCCGAUCUGUUUAAUAAGAAGGUGCUGUUCCGAAAAGGAGAAAGGGGUUGGCACAGAUCCGCUCGGCCCGUGUCGUGGGGAGGAAACCGUCCGCCUUCAGCCUUAGAUUCGUCCUGUGCUCGCGACGGCGGCGUUGGCGGACUGAUACGCGGCGGUGAAGAGGCGCCUGUGUCUGGCAGAGCCGGUGUGAGACGAAGAGACAAUCCUUCCCAGCCGCCGGGAAAAUCAAGAGUUUUGGCCGGACCUUCGAGCACACACCGAGAUAGUGAGGAGCCAGACGAAAAGCACAGACUAUGGCGCUGAAACGGAUUAAUAAGGAACUUAGUGAUUUGGCCCGUGACCCUCCAGCACAAUGUUCUGCAGGUCCAGUUGGGGAUGAUAUGUUUCAUUGGCAAGCCACAAUUAUGGGACCUAAUGACAGCCCAUAUCAAGGCGGUGUAUUCUUUUUGACAAUUCAUUUUCCUACAGACUACCCCUUCAAACCACCUAAGGUUGCAUUUACAACAAGAAUUUAUCAUCCAAAUAUUAACAGUAAUGGCAGCAUUUGUCUCGAUAUUCUAAGAUCACAGUGGUCUCCUGCUUUAACUAUUUCUAAAGUUCUUUUAUCCAUUUGUUCACUGCUAUGUGAUCCAAACCCAGAUGACCCCCUAGUGCCAGAGAUUGCACGGAUCUAUAAAACAGACAGAGAUAAGUACAACAGAAUAUCUCGGGAAUGGACUCAGAAGUAUGCCAUGUGAUGCUACCUUAAAGUCAGAAUAACCUGCAUUAUAGCUGGAAUAAACUUUAAAUUACUGUUCCUUUUUUGAUUUUCUUAUCCGGCUGCUCCCCUAUCAGACCUCAUCUUUUUUAAUUUUAUUUUUUGUUUACCUCCCUCCAUUCAUUCACAUGCUCAUCUGAGAAGACUUAAGUUCUUCCAGCUUUGGACAAUAACUGCUUUUAGAAACUGUAAAGUAGUUACAAGAGAACAGUUGCCCAAGAUUCAGAAUUUUUAAAAAAAAUGGAGCAUGUGUAUUAUGUGGCCAAUGUCUUCACUCUAACUUGGUUAUGAGACUAAAACCAUUCCUCACUGCUCUAACAUGCUGAAGAAUCAUCUGAGAGGGAGGGAGAUGGAUGCUGAGUUGUCACAUCAAAGGAAGCAGCAUUAUUCUAGCAGCAUCCAUUCUUGUUUAAGCCUUCCACCGUUAGAGAUUUGAGGUUACAUGAUAUACUUUAUGCUCAUAACUGAUAUGGCUGGAGAAUUGGUAUUGAAUUUAUAGCAUCAGCAGAACAGAAAAUGUGAUGUAUUUUAUGCAUGUCAAUAAAGGAAUGACCUGUUCUUGUUCUACAGAGAAUGGAAAUUGGAAGUCAAACACCCUUUGUAUUCCAAAAUAGGGUCUCAAAACAUUUUGUAAUUUUCAUUUAAAUUGUUAGGAGGCUUGGAGCUAUUAGUUAAUCUAUCUUCCAAUACACUGUUUAAUAUAGCACUGAAUAAAUGAUGCAAGUUGUCAAUGGAUGAGUGAUCAACUAAUAGCUCUGCUAGUAAUUGAUUUAUUUUUCUUCAAUAAAGUUGCAUAAACCAAUGAGUUAGCUGCCUGGAUUAAUCAGUAUGGGAAACAAUCUUUUGUAAACGCAAAGCUGUUUUUUGUAUAUACUGUUGGGAUUUGCCUCAUUGUUUGACAUCAGAGAUGAUGUAAAGUUCAAGAGAGUGAAUAUUUUGCCAUGUUCAGUUAAAAGUAUGCAGUCUGUUACAGGUUGACACAUUGGUUGACCUGAUUUAUGCAGAAUUUGCUAUUCAGAUAGUGUAGCUUUAGUAUGCUGCAUAUGAUACUGGCAGCCUGGGAGUUCAUAGAUGGACUUGGGACCCAGCAGAUUUGAAACAUGUAUAUGGAGUUUAAGAAAUUUAUUUUCCAGGUGCAACCCCUAUCUAACUAAAUUUUUUCUUCACCUUGUACGCUUGACAGCUGAAAAGACCAUAACAUGGGAGUAAUAAUGGGUCAAAAUUUACAAAAUAAAAUACUGUUUUGGUGUGGGAGUUGUCAUGAGGCUAUGUUGAAGUGACUGACUAUGUGGGAUAUUGAGUUUUUUAAUGGAUUGAAUAUCCAUUAAAAUGGAUUUGUUCAGCCAUUUACAUUAAUGAGCAUUUAAAUGCAACAGAUACCAUUUCAGGUGACUUAACAUGAAUGAAUAAAAGUCAAUGCUAUUGGAUUAUUUUUUGUUUGACAAGUGCAAUCUGUGCCACUUAUGUAACUUCUGUAGUAACAAGGGCAUUAUCAUUCUUCACCCUAUCUAAUUCUGACCCUAUAGUUUUAUUAUUUUUUCCUAGUUUCUUUGAUUUGUCCAUUGCUUUCUUAUGGUCCUGUAUUCAACUUCUAGCACAUCUGUGACUUUUCUCCACUUACACAUAUUUGCACUGCUUACACUUAUGUGCAAUCUUACUCCUUGUCUGCACACAGAUGUGGAAAGCUAGAUAUAAAAUAAAUGUUAAAGCUUGAUUUUUAUAAACAUUUUAA